UUAUGGAAAACUAUAAAAUUUGUAAAAUUCUCUGUUGUUAAAUACGUUUGAAGACAAAUGCCAUCAAAAUUUUCAGUCUUUAUUUAAGAGUGUCAGAAACAGAUACCUAAUUAUCCUUACCAAAUACAAGAAAACAAACUACAAAAUGGAAAACAAUAGCUUUGUUCUCGACAUUGUCGUUACGCAUUUGGAAAGUCCCGAAAUCACAGAUAUGAAAACGGUUCAAGUCCAAGCGAGUUUUGGCAAAACAAAAGUGAUUAUAUCACCAAGCCGCAUAAAUGUGAGCGAGUUCAAACCCGGUGCUGGAAUAGAUAUCAUAGAAACACCAAAAAAAUUACGCAAGUCUCUUGAGGAAUGUGGCCUUGCUUUAACGGUCUCAUAUAAAAAUAAGGUCAUCGGCGCCGGUCAACUGUCUUUGCCCCAAAAGAAUAUAGAUUCGAUAGAAAAAGGAAUGCGAGACUUAAUUUAUAUGGACUCCUGCAGUUUUGAAAGGGAAGGCCAAACUAUUGGCAAAAUUGACGUGCUCUUUCGCUUUAUCAGUAAAUGCGAUGAAUUGACUAAUGCAGUGGAGGGUGCAUGUGUACGUAAUGUGGAUAAGUCCAUAAAUAAACAGGAUAUCAUGUUCGUUUUGAGUGAUGUCCAGCGAUGUCCAAGUUUUUGCGAUCCUUGUCAGGAUGCUUUGGAGGCAGAUGAGGGUGAUGGAAUACUGGAUUUGGAUUUACAACGCUAUCGUCACUCAGCCGGCAGUAACCAAAGAGCAACGGAAACUUUCACACAUAACUCAACAGGAAAUAACGCCUGUAGUCAGCUUAAGAUAAUGGCAAAAGAAUGUGAACAGAUUGUCGAUUCUAUUACUUCACGCAUGGGUCAACCCCAGGGCGUAAGGUCCCCUUGCCGGGCUCCAGACGAAACAGAGCAGGACGGCACUUGCCGUGUUCCAAAUAUAAAUUUUCAGAAUAAUACAUUUGGUACGUGCUUCUCGUUUAUACCAGCACGUCAAGGGGAUAGUCCGGACUUCUGCGAUCCGUCGAUGAUACCAGCGCCUAUUAGUGACUUAAAUAAGCCAGAUAUAAACCCACCACGCUUUUGUCCCGUCUGUCUGGCCAACAUGUCGUGGGUGCCCAAACUAGCUUGCUGUCCCAGGUGCGGUGCCAAGGCUAUGCCGGUCAUAGAGGAACGCCACAAGGAGAAGAAACUGAACCCAGAUCAAAUAAUUAUUGAGUUUUUGGGCAAGCCUUUGGGUUACAAGGAUGAUUAUUGCGAAGAUCCUUGUGAAAAGGCGCAAAGAGAGAAGGAUUACGAUGGAGGGUGCCGGUGCACGUGCAAGGGGGGAAAAUUAUGUGCCCACUGCCGAAUACAGAAACUUUGUGCAGACAUUUUCAAAGCUAGUAAAAAUGAAAUUGUAUGCCCUAAGGUGACACCUAAGUCCUCCGAGGAUUUUUGCGUAUAUAACUAUGACACUAAAGAUUGCAAGCCAUAUCUAGCGCGUGUGUUCUCCGAGCUGAAGGACUUAUACGAGCUUAAAGACACUAUUGGUACUGAUAAUUGUGAACAAAAAGGCGAGCCGAAGAGAAAGACAGUUCCAAAGAAAUCAUUAACCAUACCGCAGGAUAAAAUGGUCAAACAAAAAAUUAAUACAAUCGUACGCAAGAAACCAGUUGUGAGCGCCCUGCACAAGAAUUGCGUGAAAACAGGAGGGGCAGUGGCACGUAAUCGUGGUUGGGCUUGGGGCUUAAGGGAGGAAGCAUGGAAAUAUGGGUGGCGUCCAGGAUGUAUUCGAAAACCAGUCAAGCGUCUGAUGAACUUUUUUUUAAACAACUCUCGAAAUAAUGGUUUCAAUAUCUGCAAAAAGGCAGAAGAGGUCGACAUGACUGAGCAACAUCAGCCGACUCUACACGUAUGCAAAAAAGAUGGCGAGAUAGUAGUUACACUGAAGCCUAUCAGUACGGGAAAUGUGCAGAUGAAGCCGAUUAUAUUCAGGGUAGUUAAGAGUGAUCUAGCAGUCGCACUCAGGGCUAUCAAGAAAAAGCUCAAAGAGAAGGGCUUCCGCAAAUGUACGUGUCACAAUACGGUGAUGAUGUGUGUCUGCCGAGAUAUCGUAGAAAAGAAGCAUCUCGAACGCGCAGUAGAGAAAGAGAGCAAACGUCGUGGAAUGGAAAGUUGUGUGAGUCAACUGGUGCUUACGGACACCAGUGAGAGUGACAUGGAGUUCGAUUUUAAUGUGUCGCCGCCAGCGGCGUCAGCAUCUCCAUGUUUGAAGCAUACUACUUUGAGCAAUGGAACACAAACUGCCAAGAAAGAUCUAAUAGUACCCCCCAAGUAUCCACCUAAGAUAGGCACCUAUUGGCGACCGUACGACUGUGCUGCGGGCGAUCGCUACACCGGCACAGCGUUUGGUGCACCGGGUGAAAUUGUAUUUGAGGAUGGAUAUUUCGGAUAUGGAGGCGGCGGUCCCCACGGUCCUUCUGCUUCUCCGGGUGGAAGAGCAAAAAUUCAAGGCAUAUGGGGUGCCGGCCAAGGCGGGCCUAUGUCUGGUGGUGGGCGCUCCGGGGGUGGCAGACGCGGGGGGCUAACAGGUACUCUUAACAACAAAGCGUUUCCUGGUUAUAAAGAUCAACGAACAGGUAAAAGCGGACCUAUACCAGUGCGAAUGCUAAAACGGUAUUAUGACAAUCUUAAAAGUGCUGCUAAAGCUGAAAAAGACGCUAUUAAGAAUGCCGCUGAAAAGAGAAAAAAAGGCAUUGACCUAAUCAACUAUUUAAGGAAGGACGGCGCUCUUCCCACACCCUGGGAUCCGAAUAACCCAAAGCCGAAGAAAACGCUUGAGGAUAAAUUAAGGGAGGAAGCAGAACACAUUAAGCAAAAACAGGCAAAACGACGCCAACUUCUGCGCGAAUGCAUACCACCACUCGACACUAUGCCGCGCUUGGGCAGGGGCUAUGAUCCCUGUCAAUACUACAAUUCAUGUUGCAACCAGUGUUAUAAUCCAAGUUGCUACUGUACGUAUUAACACUAAUCACAAUAUAUGUAUUUGUUUUAAAAUAAAUUGUGUGCGGG
Molecule: messenger RNA, 3057 nt
Organism: Drosophila hydei
Lineage: Eukaryota; Metazoa; Arthropoda; Insecta; Diptera; Drosophilidae
Exons: 3
Coding region: 146-3010 (954 amino acids)
Source: RefSeq, a predicted model, not a curated record